Talaromyces rugulosus is the source of this 1557-nucleotide messenger RNA. RefSeq lists its product as uncharacterized. The record is from RefSeq and is a predicted model, not a curated record. Gene Ontology annotation, cellular component: monopolin complex; nucleolus; chromosome, centromeric core domain. Gene Ontology annotation, molecular function: protein binding; microtubule site clamp. The transcript is spliced from 3 exons. NCBI's taxonomy places the organism in Eukaryota, Fungi, Ascomycota, Eurotiomycetes, Eurotiales, Trichocomaceae. The coding region runs from base 1 to 1557 and encodes 518 amino acids. Gene Ontology annotation, biological process: attachment of mitotic spindle microtubules to kinetochore; meiotic sister chromatid segregation; homologous chromosome segregation.
AUGCCGAAACGCAAAGCUAUCACCAGGAUAUCCGGCUUGGUCGACUCCGACAGCGACGACGACGUCGCGGACCCGGUCGCGUCGCAUGACGAGCAACAACGACCCACGAAGAAAGCUCGAGGCAGGCCCAAAGCAUCAGGGAUUAAUAAAACCGAGGAGCAGAGUACGGCAACAACAGCGUCUAGGCGCCAACGCCCUUCGUCCGCCGGUACCACGACGAAGCAAGAAACUACUGCUGCUGCUGCUGCUGCUGCGAAGAAACCUUCUGCCCGAGGGCGGCCGCGUGGCACAAGCGAGCAGGAAGAUGAUGAGGGAAACAAUGUGCUACCGGACGCUCGCCAGGACCAAGCGAAUACACCAAAAGACACGUCGCCGGCGAAGGCAAAGAAAGGCGGCCGAGGUCGCAAAGCAGUGAAGCAAGUCACCGACGACGGCGAAUUUGAGUACACACCAACGGGAUCGCGACAGUUGAAACCAACAGAUAUUCAAUCGAAAAAACGCGGUGCGCAAAAACCGCUCGAGACAAUUGAAGAGCCCGUGAUACCAGACAGUCAAGUUCCUCUUGCUGGAGGGAGUGAUGCAAUAUCGGAUGAAGAAGAAGAGGAGGAAACAGAGACAAUCGCGACCACAACUUCUCCACGAAAGUCUUUGGUGAAUGGUCACCAAGCGAAUCCACCUCGAAAGCGGCCAACGGUGACCUUUGCAGAUGCGGAGAAAACACCAUCGGAUCCGGAUUUGAGGCGGAAACUAGGCGACAUGACGAAAAAGUACGAGACGUUGGAAUCAAAGCAUCGCACUCUCCGAGAGAUUGGCAUUGUAGAAGCCAAUGCCAAUUUUGAGAAGAUUAAAAAACAGUGCGACACUGUCACGAACUCGUCAAAUAAACUCAUAGCGUCGCUAAAGGAAGAGCUUGCUGCGCAAAUAGUUCGAAGCAAGGAAUCCCGGAAUCUGCAGAAACAGCUCAAAGACCGCGAAGACGAGUCGAACAAUCUUCAAUCGCAAGUCGACGACCUUACCUCAGAGCUAUCCACGGCUCAGACAGAGAUAAAAACGUUGCAGACCAAGCUCGCUGCUGCACGCAACAACGCCGCCAGCGCCAAAACGCUAAACGUCGAAGCGCCCGGAAGCGCAGUCAAGGCCAUGGCCAAUCGCAAUGAUCGCAAUGCUGCUGCUAGUGCCAAUACCGAAGCGGCGCAGGCUGCUCAGCUUGCACAACUCAAGGAAGAUCUUUACGGUGACAUGACGGGACUUAUCAUCCGAAGCGUGAAAGAAAGAGAGGCAGACCAUUUGUACGACUGUAUUCAAACCGGUGUGAAUGGAACUCUACAAUUCAAACUUGCCGUCGCCCACGAAAGAGGAAGCAAAACGACAGCUAGUCUCGACACGGCCGAAUUCGUUUACACGCCAAUUUUAGAUGCAAAGCGCGACGCUGCCCUGAUAAGCAUAUUACCAGAGUAUCUCAGAGUUGAAAUUUACUUCUCACGGCAAAACGCGGCCAAGUUUUAUACAAGGGUGAUGGAUUCCCUGACAAAGCGUCGAAUUGAUCCCGAAGAGUAA